CCUGUGUUGUGCCCCUGUGUACAUAUGUUUGAGGUUCUGGGUGGGAGGUGGGGGAGGGAGAGGGAGAGAAGGAGAGAAGGAGAGGGACGUGUUCCAUUAAGAUUCCUCCCAACAGGGUCCAACUCAUUGAGCUCCAAGAUGCAAGGGGUAAUGGUGGGCAUUCUGCUCCUGAUGGCGGCUCUGCCUGUCCUGGAAGCUAAUGACCUAUUUGAUAAGGACAGCCCUUUCUAUUAUGACUGGCACAGCCUACGUGUCGGGGGCAUGGUUUGCGCUGGCAUCCUAUGCGCUGCCGGUAUCAUCGUUAUCAUGAGUGGCAAAUGCAAAUGCAAAUUCGGCCAGAAACACAAGCCCGGCAGUAACUGCUGAGUUCCCCCAGUCUCCCCGACCCAGCAGAUCUCUUUUUUGUUCCUUUUCCCCUGACCUCGCCUGUACUUCACCUACGUUUUUGUACUUCUGACAACCACUGACCCGGCAUCUCUGGGGACCCUGGUCCCAGGUGGACAUUUUUUUACAUGUAUUUUUGAAUUAACCCAUUUUAAACUCUUCAAGAUGUCUAGUGAGAGGGAGAAGAGCCCUUUUUGUUCAGGUUCACAUAAACUCCUCUCUUAAAUUUCUUUGUUGGGAAGA
Molecule: messenger RNA, 627 nt
Organism: Sarcophilus harrisii (Tasmanian devil)
Lineage: Eukaryota; Metazoa; Chordata; Mammalia; Dasyuromorphia; Dasyuridae
Product: FXYD domain-containing ion transport regulator 3
Exons: 6
Coding region: 25-366 (113 amino acids)
Biological process (GO): regulation of sodium ion transmembrane transporter activity
Cellular component (GO): membrane
Molecular function (GO): sodium channel regulator activity
Source: RefSeq, a predicted model, not a curated record